CACUCUCUUUCAAUGGCCUCUUUCUAAUAAUCUCUCUAAUCUCUAUUGCUCUCUUUAUCCCUCCAUUCCUUCCUUCCUUCCUUCCUUCCUUCCUUCCUUCCUUCCUUCCUUCCUUCCUCCUUAUCUCUCUCAUUCUCUCCUCAUUCUCUCUUCUCUCCACAGUAUGUCACAUUCCCUUCCUCGUUCUAUCUCAAUCACUCCCUAUCUCUCCCUCCCCUCCUCCCUGUCUCCCUCUCUCCUUGUGAGUGUAGUGUGGGCAACCUGCCAGCUGGCGUGCAUGUUUUUUGAAUGAAUACCUGAUGAAGUUGGUGGAGGGAGGUGUGGGAGGAGCCGUGUGUGUGUGCUCUGCUCUCUUCUACGGAGCACACCCCUCUCCACCAGGACUCUGUUUGGGAUUUUCCGCUUCGUUCCGGGUGGAGGGAGAGAGAGAAAGAAAAAGAGUGUGAGAGAGAGAGGCACCCUCUAGGGCUUUUUGUAAGAGAGAAGGACAGUGUGAGCUAAGAAGAGAGAGAGGGAGAGUGAGAGGCAGAGAGAGAGUGAGAGAGAGAGUGACAGUGAGAGUCAGGCUGGUAGCAUGCAGCAGGAGAAGGCUACUCCAGAAGGCUACUCCAGACACACUGGUUCCCGCUGCCAUCCAGGAGGCUAGCUCUCAGAGGGAAAUGAUUCCGCAUGAAGUUGACGGACGGCUCUCUUCCUCUCUCCACGGAAACGGCAGGUGUGCCCCUCUCUGCUUCUCGCUGAGUCAGAGCCAGGCGCCCGACAGACGCUGAGCUACAGGACAGGACAGACCCCCUCCGUCCCUCUCUACUCCCUCCACCCUACCCCCUCUAACUUACCCCCUACUCCCUCUAACUUACCCCCUCCAACCUUCCAGUCCUCUGACCCCAGCCACCCACACAACCAGCAGGAGGGCCUAUUCUGUCAACGAGGAAAAGCCAAGAGACAGAGAGAGAGUGAGGGAGACAGCCGAAGACAGGAGUGAAAUAGAGAGUGAACGAGGGAAAGACCGAGAUAGGAACAGAAAGAGAAUUCUAAAGUGACAGUGUGAGAGAGACAAGCCAAGGCUAGUGUAUGUCACAGGAAGUUGAGAGAGAAAAGAUAACAGUAUGAAGUCCAACCAGGAGCGCAGCAACGAGUGUCUGCCCCCCAAGAAGAGAGAUUUCCCAGCCAGCACUGUGGACGAGAGGCCCCUGGUGAUGGCGCCUGCCAGUGAGAGCCAGCGCGGAGAGAACCUGGCAUGGCUGGCCAGCGUAGCCAGCGGGCACAACAGCGGGCACGAUAGAGACAGUGGCGGAGGUGGCCUCGAUGGCAGUAGAGGUGGGCAGCGUAUCAGCACUCCCAUUGAGUCUGACGGGCCACAGUACAAACCGCUAUGCUCCACCAUCACCACGCACACAGACUUCCUGGUCCCGUCCUCUAUCUGUUCCAUCUCCUCCUCCUCCUCUUCAUCACAUCAGUCCAGAGUGGUGACCACAUCCCUCCCUGCCAUGUACACCUCUACUUUGUCCCAACCAGGGGGGACGAUCCAGUACACCCAGCUGCCCCCCAACCUCCAGUUCAUCAGUUCCCCUUACACAGGCCCCUACGCUGGCUACAUCUCCUCCCAGCUCCUCUCUCCCCCUCCACCCACCUCCACAUCCCAACGCUCCCACCCUGACCCUGACCCCUACCCCAACACCACCAUCACCUCCCAGUCCCAGAUCUCUGGUUCCUCUCUGAGCGUGGCCCCCCAGACUGCUCCCUCGCCCCACGGUGGGACACACCACCUGCCCCUCCACCUGCACUCCCAUCCCCACCACACCCUGGCCCUCAGCGGGGGCUCCCAGGUGCUGGUCCAGUACACAGGCCCCGGCCCUGAGGGGCCCCUGACUAAGAGAGAGGAGGGCCGACCCAGGGAGUUGCACAAUGGAGAUCAGAGGGGCCGCUAUGAGAGAAAGGAAAGCAAAGGAACCCCCUCCUCUUCUUCCUCCUCUUCCUCUCAGUACCACCAACUCCACCAGCAGCAGAGCGCACAGCAUCACUAUGAGGCCUACACCUCCCAUGAUGCAUCAGGGCUAAGGACCUCUCUAAUGCUAGUGCCCAACAGCCGCGGAGGACCAGACAACCACAGCCCCGACAAACUACCGCCAUCCGCCGCCUCGCACACAGAGAAAGGCAGCAUCCUCCUGGGUAAACCUGUGUCCUGCACCCCCUCCUCCUCCUCCUCCACCUCCUCCACGUUCACCUUCCCCCCUCCGCUCAGUGUGGAGAGUCUGAAGGCGGCCUCCCUGUCCCCUCACACCCACACAGUCAUCCAGACCACACACAGCGCCAGCGACGCUUCGCCCCUCUCCCUGGGCCAACUCUCCACCAACACCAACUUCUACCAGGCUGGCCCCGGCGGGCAGCCCAUCAUCGGCUACCUGGCUGGGAGUGCAGGAGGGCAGCGGUACCACACCAGUCUGCCCCAGCACCUGCUCAUCCCAGGGGCCCCAGGGUCUCAACCUAUCAUCAUCCCCGUCAGUGGGGCCGGGGUCACCAGCCUGGAGGCUGGCCAUGCUGCCCACAUAGCCACUACAACCCAACCACAGUCCUUCCCCACCACGCUACCCCACACUUACGUCACCAACACUACCAACCCUAACCCCAACCCUAAAGAUGAGCAUCUAUUCGAGGUCCCGGCACCCUAUCCCCCUCUCUCCCACCCUGCCGGGGUUGGAGGUACUGUGGUCCAGGCCCAGCUACACCUCCCCGUGGUCCCAGCUCCCACGGCCCCCUCCUCAGCCCCCUCCUCAGCCCCGUCGCUGCCUUCCUACUUCAUCAAGGGCUCUAUCAUCCAGCUGGCGGACGGGGAGCUGAAGCGCGUGGAGGACCUGAAGAGUGAGGACUUCAUCCAGAGCGCUGAGAUCAGCAGCGAGCUUAAGAUAGACUCGUCCACCGUGGAACGCAUCGACGGCAGCCACACGUCCAACUUCGCCAUCGUACAGUUCUCCGUGGGCGAGCAUCGCGCUCAGGUGAGUGUGGAGGUGCUGCUGGAGUAUCCCUUCUUCGUAUUCGGCCAGGGCUGGUCAUCGUGCUGCCCGGACCGGACCACUCAGCUGUUAGAACUACCCUGCACCAAGCUCUCAGUGGGGGACGUCUGCAUCUCCCUCACCCUGAAGAACUUGAGGAACGGCUCCCUGAAGAAGACGCAGCAGACCCAGAACCAGGCUAUUGAGAUCACUACCAGCUGCAAUAUGGGCUCCAUCCACGGCCCGCUCAAAUCCUCCAGGUCAGCCAGACACGGGGAGCAAGAGAACGGGGUGGGCCAGAGGGGCUCCAGGAGUGGAUGUGGGAGAGUGGUGGUUGGAGCAGGUGGAGGUGUUCAGAUCGCCUCAGAGAAUGGGGAACUGAGGUUCGGCGCCGGGGGAGAGGCCAACUCGAAAGGAGGCCAGCCUAGAGAUUCAGAAUCCAGUUUUGGUGCCGCCAAGCCGGUGAGCCGCAAGAGGAGAUGGUCGGCCCCCGAGGGCCGUAAGGUGGAGAGGAGCGAGAAGGAGCCCCCGUUGACUCUGCCCAAACCUUCCUUUAUCACUCAGGAGGUAAAGAUCAGCAUCGAAGGCAGGUCAAAUAUAGGCAAGUAGUGAAGGCAGGAGAUUAAAACAAGACUGUUAAUUCAAAUAUGGGAUUGGAUGGAGAUUCAAAAAAGAAAAAGAAAGAAAGCCCACAUAAAAAAAUUAUUUUCGAUUUUUUCCUUGUUUUUAUUUUCUACCCGGAUUUCUGUACUGUAGGCAACAUUUUACCCAGUACUUACAUGUUAUCACCUUACAUUAAGUUAAGUUGGUAAUAACAUUGUAAUAGAUGCGUUCGGUAUUACGUAAACAAGCAACCGGUGCAAUUGUUUUGUUUUUUUUCCCACAAAUCUCUGGGCGAGGGGUUUUGUGAAGUUUAGUAGAUGUUUUAUUGGUGGUUUUGUGGCACACAAGAGCACUGCGUGAUACCUCUCUGGUCAUGUGAUGGCUGCAGGUGGACAAAUACAUCAAAUGAAUAAAACAUGUAGCUUAAAACAUUAGCUUUCCAAUAGCGGCUAGGGGCAUGACUAAACGGGUGUAAUGUAGACCCGUGAGUGAUGUCACUUCCUUUGUGAUGUCACUUCUUGAUACAGGCACUACUGACGAGAGUGUUCAGGAAGUCUGGACUUAAUCACUCUCGACGCCACCCAGUUGCCAUGGUGGCAGACUGAGUUGAUAUGAUGUCAUUUAUCCCAAGUGACUCAAGACGUCUUUAGAUAAGACAGUUCAAAAAGCGUCUGUAGCCAUUUUAAACCCUCAUGACUACACAUCUAAUCCUAAACAAGGGGUCACCGGAAGCCUCGAUACUCAUCCAUCUAGACCACUUAGCUAGGUGAUGUCAUCCGGCAGGCCAGUCCAGCCAGGUGAGGUCAUCGAGCGGCGCCAGUCCAGCCAGGUGAGGUCAUCGAGCGGCGCCAGUGUGCCUCUAGAAAGAGGAAACUCUUCCUUCCUUUGUGUUUUGCUGACACUGAUGUCUUUAUGUUAUUAUUUUUGUUUUUGAAACAUUUUUAUUUUAACUUUUUAAUUUAGUUUUUCUUGUCAAUUUUGACCUUUCAUCCUAUCUUGCCCAGUGAGUUGAUAAUGAUAUAUUUGAUGAUUGUCUAGAACUUUGAGAUCAGGGGUCACAUGUAUGUACGUAUAGUUUCAACCAAGGUGGUUAAGUUAAAUGUCUAUGUUAUUCCUUUAUACCCUAACAAUGCAUACAUUUGCAAUCACACUGGGUUGAAAUGAACUAUGAAAAUAGGACGAUGAUUAUACUCCAUCCUUUUACUUGGUGCAACCUUUUUAUUUGUAUUCUUAUGGAGAGAGAGGCAGAAAGAAAGAGGUUUUGUUACAAAUGGCACCCUAUUUCAAUAUAGUGCACUACUUUUGACCAAGGCCCUAUCUCUAUGAGCCCGGGUCAAAAGUAGUGCACUAUGUAGGGAAUAGGUUGCCAUUUGGGACUCUGUCAGAAAGUCAGUGUUGAGUCUUUAGAGAGGAGAGGGACAGGAAGUUGUGUUGAAGCACUUUCAUUUGCACACCUGUCACACUCACCAACUGAUGAAAACACAACUAUUAUUAUUAUUAUUGAUCUCUUCAUUAACACAGUACUGUAUGUUUUUGUUAUUUUGACUUAAGGAAGAAGUAGAACUCUGUGGCAGCAGCACUUUUGAACGAUGAAGGGGGUCAUGAUGGUGUCUUGGUGUCUUGGGGUCACAUUACCUUUGAAAGGGAUGAAUGUGACAUGUGAUGGAGUGAGUGCCAGUUAGGAGAGGGAGGGGAAGAGAGAAUAGGAAUAUAGAAGAAGGUAUAAUAUCAGAGAGUGCUUUUUGUUGAGGCACUUUACUCAAAUCAAAACAUGCUUUUCAAAAAAUGUACUUUUCGACACGUAACUGCCUUGUUAAGGAUAUCAAAGGUCAAUGAAAUCCAGAAGAAGAAUGGGUAAAGAAUGGGAAUAACUGUGGGAAUGUCCAGGUAUGUUGUGGACGAGAUUGAGAGACAGUUAUAGACGCUCUGGUCACAGAAUAUCUGAAGGGCGUCAUAUACAUAAUGUAUGUAUGCAAGUGUGCAUGAAUGCAGGUAUGUGUUAGUGCACACACACUCACAAGAGCACACACACUCACACGGACACACACACGGAAUACAGUACCCACACAGACAGGCACUCUCCUAAAGGAGAGGAUUGUAUGUAUUUCAUACUUGUUGAUAUACGUUUAGUAUGUAUACAAAUACUUUUGUGGCAUAGAUAUUUCCACUUGAUGAUAUAGAGAAGCCAAGAGAUUUGAGUAGCAGACGAAGAUGAUAGUUUGUCUCAGUGCUCUGUGCAGUGUGUGUUUGUUGGUGUGUGUGUGUGUGUGUGUACGUGUGUUUGGAUAUGUGUAUAGAAAUAUCAUAUAACUUAAUAUAAUAUAUCCAAUGUAAAAUGUCCAGUGUUUCUGUUUUUGGAGUUCUACUUAAGAGAAACUUGCAAUUUGCACAUCUGGAGAGGUAGUCAGUUGGGUGACAUUACUUUUUGACUGUGUUCAAAAUAUACUUUUCUCUAUAUAGUGCACUGGCCAAAAGUAGUGCACUAUAUAGGGAAUAGGAUGCCAUUUCAGACACAACUAUGUUUUCAGCUAGGUUGCACACACACACAGAACUGAAACCCCAUUUUACUGAAUUGUAGCAGUUAUUUAACAAGUGUGAUCCAUGCUGAUUGUCUCCAAUGCUCUCUGCUCUGCUCCUCAUUGGACCACACCUGUGGCAUGUCCAAGUCCCGCCCACUUGUUGCGUGUUUGGUUGAGAGACAUUGUGGAGACGGGGGCGGGGCCACCAGCAGGUACACCUGUUGAGCUCUCUGAUUGGCCGCGAUUUUCAGGUGUGUUUAGGUGGUAGAAGAUGUGGCAGAGAACUAGAAGUAUGUAGAAGUUGCUUCUAACUACUGCUCUAGGUUCAAAUGUUUAGUUCAUCCGGCUAAUGGUUAGUGUUAGGAGUGGGUGCAGGCCAGAGGAGGCUGGUGGGAUGAGCUAUAGGAGGACGGGUUCAUUGUAAUUGCUGGAAUAUUGGAACGGAGUCAAACAUGUGGUUUCCAUAUGUUUGAUACUGUUCCAUAUAUUUCAUUCCAUCCAUUCCAAUGAGCCCGUCCUCCUAUAUCUCCUCCCACCAGCCUCCUCUGGUGUAGGCUAAUCUGAUCCUAGAUCUGUGGUUAAGAACAACUCCUACGUGGACUGUGGUGAAAUAGGAGGAUGGAUGCGGGUGGUCGGCGUAGUGAUGGACGGAUGGAUGUGUGACUUGGAUGGAUGGAUGGAUGGAUAAAGACAGAUGGGUGAUGGUGAGUGAGUAUACACCCCGUAUAGGUUUGAAAAUGCUUUAUUUUUUAUAAUAAAACAGGGUUUCUCAGAUCAACACCACGGCAGUGCAUCUUCAUUUGUUCUUUUAUAACAUUGUUUUAUUAUGUCUUCUAAAGGUAGUUUAUGAAAAUGUGUGUGUGUGUGUGUGUGUGUGUAUGUGUGCGUGCGUGCGUGCGUGCGUGUGUGUGUGUAAGGACAGGAUGGGUAUAUUAAUGACUGUUCCUUCUAGAGCUUCACCAAACUGGGUAAAAUAGCAGGUAUUUUAACCAUUAGAUACAGAUGCCGUAUCUUAAUUUGAUCAUCUUGUUGUUGCAGGAGUAUCCCUGCACAGCAAGAAAUUCAAACUUGUAGUGUAUUCAAGGUUUAAAAAUGCUUCUUACGUUUGUAAUUUCCACUUUCAAAUUUCAGACUUGAUUUGCCCUGAUGAAACAUUUAUCAACCCCUAUAAAACAAUCUAUUAAUUAUAAUCUACAUAAAAAUUAUCAUUUGCUGCAGGAUGUUGCUGCAGGAUUAUUUUCCUGCUCUGUGAAACUGGCUCAAAUUAAUAUACGGAAUCUGUAUAUGGUUUUGCAUUCAUACACAUUGAACCAAAAUGAGACCCUGGUUGAGUUAAGUAUUGUUCUGACUGAUUUACCCCUCCUAAACUCUCAUUAUGGGAAAAUACAGCAAAACAAUGACACACACACCAUUCACCAAUCAAACCCUUUCAGGUAAUGUUUUCUAGUGCAAAUGCAUAGCAUCAUGGCAGUUGUGUGUGGGCUGCUUUCCAAUAGCAAUAGUCAGACAACAAGCAUACCUUAUAACCCAUUAGAGUGCUCCUCCUCUCAUACCUCCCUUUUAUGGCCCGCCACAGAUGGGGGGGGUGAAGCUGUGUUUCUAGAGAGCGCACUAGUUAAAAGCCUUUCCUCUCAUCUCUCUCUCUGGCUGGCUAUAACAUGUCAAUCGUUCCUCCUAGAAGCUCUCUGCAAUAAAAACCGUCUCCCUCAUUGUUAGAACCAAAAUAAAGAGCUGCUUCCACACACACACACAGACACACACACACACACACACACACACACACACACACACACACACACACACACACACACACACACACACACACACACACACACACACACACACACACACACACACACACACAUACACAGGCUCACAUACAGGCUCACAUACACCCUUCAAAGAAUUCAAUCAGCCGUUAACAUACCAGCCUAGUCAUUUCAGCAACUUUCAAUUCCUAUUAAGUUGUUGCAGUUGCACGGCCUGCCAUUCAAAAAAUUCAGGGAGAUUUUCACAUAUGCAGUGACAGACUGUCCAGUAAGGACUACAGUACCCAUGAUGCUACACCCACUAGUGACCUCUAACCUCUGACUCCUAGUUCAGGAAUUCAUGGCCAGCCAGCCUCUGUCAUACCCUCUCUAGAACCUCAGCAACCAGUUAGUUAGUUUACCCUCAGCAACCGCUAGCUACCUUCUAUCAAUGGCCUGGCCUUACAUGUGCAACUGCCUUUUUCUUCCCCCUAGCACAGUUUCCUUCUGCUCUCUAGUUCCCACACACACACUCACUUUUUAUUUUCUGUUGAGACAUAUUAGGUAACAGUGUUCAUGCUCCAGUGGGGAUGCUUGCGUGUUGAGAUGAGUGUUAUGUGAACCCAGAGAUUCACCACAGUUUGUUUUUCUUGUUUUAGGAGUAAACAAAAUAAACACACACACACACACACACAUACAGGAAUCCACAUUCACCCGAUCUGCAAUGUCUGCUUAGGUCAGCUUUACAAUCAAAGCAGUCAGGUUAGUUGGAGAGGUGAGAGGCGUAGUGGGCAUGACAGGUAGGUAGUAGAGGACAGGACUCAAAGUAAGGGGAAUGCAGUCAGGAGAUUUAGCCUAAUGUAUAAUACAAUAUAGUGGCUUGUUAUAAGGUUGUAUUCAAGUUGUACUAAAAUUGUGUGAGGUUAAAAUAAAGUAGUAUUUAGAUGGAGGGGACAGCAGAGCUUGUGGCAAUUACACAUUGUUAUUUUAAUUCUAUUUAGUGUUUUUUAUUUCUAGUUCAGGUAGUCCCAGUUCUUAUCUAUCAGGAUAAUGAUUCCCGUUGUCCUUGGAAUCAUACAGUAUGUGCAAUAGUUGUCUUUGUUUAUACUUUUUUCUCUCCCAUUGUUGUGCCAAGUGUAUGUAGCAUUGUCCCUGUCUGAUGUUUGUUAGCCAUGUACUGUACGUGUCUUUGUCCGUACUCCUUUACUGUGCCCCUAAAUUGUCUUCAAUUUCAUUUGCCUCACACUAGACCGAUUUCUAUAACUCAGGAAGGUUUAGUGCAGAGUGGGUGGAUAAGAAUGGAAAUUGAGUGAGCAUAUUGCCUGUGUGUCAAGCUGGCAGCAUACGCACGCCUACCGGUAUGUAGAAGUAUGUCUUUGACCUCAGUAAAUGGAAUGCUUUGUCAGUCACCGCUCCAGCUAGAAGUUCAUUUACAGUCUGACUGUCAAGAAGCUAGAUACACAAAACCAUUCUCCAUUCUGCAGUCCAGGAAAACUGUCAGUCAGAGAGAGUGAUGUAAGAUAGAGAAGAAGAAAAAUAGUAUUGAGUGAUAUUGAAAGACAGAGACAUGCGCCUGGCUAGGGAGAGGUGUACUGUGCUUGUCCUUGGAGAGCCAUUCUUGGGAUGUUUGUGGUUUUGUGAGGGAGAGGUUAAGGACAGGUGACAUGGUAGUACCAUGAUGUCAGUGGAAGAGGUAUGUAUGUAGUGUUGACAUAGAGAGUCUCUCUGCCCUGGGGCUGUUGGCUUUCAGGUGGAUUUACAAUGUUUAUCAGCCUCUGGUGAAGUAAGGGGACAUUCCUGUUCCCUUAGAAAGACUUGUGCUCUGUGUUAGUACUCCUGGCCUCUGUCCAGUUUCUACUGUGUGUUGUUCAUCUGCAUCAUGUCAAUGGCUGUGUGAGAGUGUGGAGAGACAUGUUUGCCUAAGGCUAGUUGCAUACAGGUAUGUGGAAAUAUGUGUGUACACUUUUUUGUUUAAACUUGAGAUAGGUUGUCCCCACCAGCCUUUCAUAAUGAUGUUGUUUAUUUUCUGUGUGCGUGUGUAUAUGUGCGUGUGUGUGUGCCUGCGUGUGCGUGUGUGUGGUGUUCUCUCCUAUGGACUUUGAGAUCACUAGCCCUAACCCUCAAUAAGGUCCAGAGAGAAAAGACAGAUGACAGAGUUAUUAUAACCUAAUAUAUUAGUGGGGACCACUUUUGUAAAACCAACCAAUAAAGAUGCACAUUUAAAGUAGCCGACUAACGGCGUAGACUUGAUACUGUUUCAGCACUUUCUAAACCCAGAGGAACGGUCUAGUCUAAACCCUCAUCUCAGACCAAGGCCUUUCCAGAGGUAUAACAUUCUAUAUAUAUAUAUAUAUAUAUAUAUAUAUAUCUAUAUAUAUAUAUAUAGAGAGAGAGAGAGAGAGAGAGAGAGAGAGAGAGAGAGAGAGAGAGAGAGAGAGAGAGAGAGAGAGAGAGAGAGAGAGAGAGAGAGAGAGAGAGAGAGAGAGAGAGAGAGAGAGAGAGAGAGAGAGAGAGACUCUAUUGGCUCCAUCCCGCCUAGCGUCCGGCACGUUCUUGGGUCCAACGUGUUAAGACGCUAGGCGGGUUUCCUGGUUCCACAGUAUAACCAGGAAGUAUUUUUCUCAUGGACGCACCCUCUUUUUUUGUGUUUGGUCCUAUUGUAUAAAAUACUUUUGCUUUCUUUAUUUACCUACCUUUUCGGAAUAGGACCUUUUCCUUGUCUUAGUCUCCUUUGUAGCACUCGACUCUGUCAGGAGACGUGAUUGGACGUCUGUUUGGGGAAUGUUUCAUGUGACUUUGUGACAAGCCUCCUCAUUGGAGGAGCACACACAGCUGACCUUGUUGUCUUUUUUUUAUUUGCUUAUUUACUUCUUGCACAAAUGACAAAUAUAAUGAAUGUUGGUGUGAGCUUCAGCGUUUUGAAAAGAAAAGGCAUGUGUUGUUGUUUUUAUUGUUUAUUGCCAUGUUGUUGUUUUAUUUUUGUUUAUUUUUUGGCAAAAAAAAAAGAGAAUGGUUUUGGCACCUUUUUGUGUUUAAACUGAACAGAAUUCAAUCAGGAUUCCUUUGUUGAAACUUGACUGUUGUUUGACGUCUUGUCAAUAAAUGUCCGUACCGCUGGAUAACCAACUCA
Molecule: messenger RNA, 10990 nt
Organism: Salvelinus fontinalis (brook trout)
Lineage: Eukaryota; Metazoa; Chordata; Actinopteri; Salmoniformes; Salmonidae
Gene: atxn1a
Product: ataxin 1a
Exons: 4
Coding region: 1107-3599 (830 amino acids)
Biological process (GO): nervous system development; negative regulation of transcription by RNA polymerase II
Cellular component (GO): nucleus
Molecular function (GO): protein binding; RNA binding
Source: RefSeq, a predicted model, not a curated record